Molecule: messenger RNA, 234 nt
Organism: Fomitiporia mediterranea MF3/22
Lineage: Eukaryota; Fungi; Basidiomycota; Agaricomycetes; Hymenochaetales; Hymenochaetaceae
Exons: 2
Coding region: 1-234 (77 amino acids)
Source: RefSeq, a predicted model, not a curated record
AUGACCAGUUGGAAAGGAAACUCUCUCGGCCAGGCAACGACGGAUAUAGGAGCGUUUCUUAAAGAUGUAUCACUAUUUGAACAACCGGAGUUCGGGGCUUUUGACAAAGAUGCCAGAGCAAUGGCAAUUCUGGUAUACGUUAUUGCGGAAGAAGCGUUGGCCUGCUAUAUGCCUGCAGCUAAUUUCGACAAGAAGAUAUUCUACGGGUCUGAACUUGAAUCUGAUGCAAUUUAG